Messenger RNA from Laccaria bicolor S238N-H82, 3075 nucleotides. RefSeq lists its product as uncharacterized. Lineage: Eukaryota; Fungi; Basidiomycota; Agaricomycetes; Agaricales; Hydnangiaceae. Bases 1 to 3075 code for a protein of 1024 amino acids. The transcript has 16 exons. The record is from RefSeq and is a predicted model, not a curated record.
AUGCCUGGAUCUGAGACCAGGUCAGCCGCAUCUCACUUUCACCUUGCUUUCACCUAUGACCAAGUUGUGUUUCAUGACCUGAAGGAGGCGAUCAAAACCAACAAAUGUUGCACCGGUAAACACUACAAUGCCGCCGACCUCCUUCUCUAUAAAUUAAACGAGUCCCUGCCCAUUGCCCCUACAAGCGAUCUUGCUCGAAGCAUCGCAAAUAAGGGAGAUAUUGAACGUUUUGCUGUUCUUUUAGAGGAGCCUACUCAUAGGUUGCUGGGGGGUGUCUUCCCAGGCGAAGUUGACGAUAUGAGGCUUCACCUUCUUGUGAAGCUUCCACUUGCUCUCUCCUUUCGUGAAGAAGAGGAUGACGAACCCCCUGCCAAACGAGCACGUCUCGAAAGCCUUCAUCCCUCGGCUUUGAAUGACGAGGAAUACAGCUUCUACAGACAAGCUUUGGUCGACAUUGCCGGCGUCCCGGAGGGUAAAGGCGAUGAAUACUACGAAAGAAUUGUUGUAGGCAUUCGAGAAGUCAGGGCUUGGCUCCUAGGACGAUUCCCUCACGUUCUAUCGUCUCAGAUCGAUACGAUCCUCAACUAUUUUUCUCCGACCAUGGAUCGAGGCGAUACCUUGUCUGGCGGCCAAUUUCUUGCUGCCUUGAGAUUGGUCAGAUACGCUGGGCAGGGGCAGGAAGAGGGGAUCGACCGAGCCCUCGUCUUCGUUCAGCCCCAUUCGACCCCUGCUGAACGGCAAUCCCGACAUGAAACAAGUCAACCGCUGGCAGGACUGUCCCGUUUGAGGAGUCCAAUUUCGGAUCAGAAAGGUCCAGAGGCCGAAGCUGUCCUCGACUGCCCUCCUCGAGGGAUUGGUGCAUGGCUCAUGGAAAUCCAUCGAAAGAUCUGGAAUCAAAAAGACCAACAACAGAAUCUGUUCCGCACUGUCAGACUUGAGUUCAGCGAUUAUGAAAGAUUGGAAAGGCGUCUUGCAGGGCUUCGUUCGGGUCGCCGGGAGGCAGCUGACUCUGCUGAUAUCUUACGUGUCAAACUCGCGUUUCUCCAGUCUAUCUCCUCAGUCACCCCCGACCCUCGUAGUGAGGAGAAAGUCGGGGACAGUUGUGAUCUUCAUGAUGAACUUCGCGCCUUUUUCCCGUUCACACUUGAAUACUUGGAUACAUCCAGUUUGGAACUCCGGGUUUCGUCACCUCGAAUACCAGUCCCGCUUCUCAUCCGGCAAGAAUACCACGCUCUCUCUGGACUGUUGGGCGAACUGCCAGUGGAAUGCGCCGGUUCCGCAAUCAUUACCGGCCAACCAGGCACGGGUAUAGGCAAAACUGCAUACCUUUAUCUCAAAAUGAUCGAAUUUAUGAUCGCAGGCAUUCCAUUUUUAUUUCAAACCAUGGAGGGCAUUGUGUAUCUGGUUCAAGAAUCCAUCGCAGUAGUUAACUCCUGGUUGGGUGGACACAUUGUCGCCUUCUGUGAUGCAGAUGGCCUUUCAAGUCGACCAUCGCAGUUCAUACUUGAAAGUCACGAUAUUCAAAUUAUAGCCAUGUGUCCACCAGAAGGUGCGUCUCAGAAAUGGAUGGAGGAGAUGGGUGGCAUGUCACAUGUGAUGAAAUACGUAACCACGUUGUGGUCGCCUCAGGAGCUUUUCUCUGUUGGAAUGUUUCUCCAUCCCGAGGACCUCGUCUAUUCACACCUUCAAGAAUCAACGACCUACUUUGGUCAUAAUCCUCGCAAUUGUUUUUUUGCUAGCGCCAGUCCUGAGAAUUUAGUUCAACUCAGGGAGAAUACCCAAAAAAAAGUCCAGGACAUCCCGGUUCUAGAACCUGAUUUGUUCCGGAGGUUGUGCCGCCAGACCUUUCCAUAUGAACCGCUUUUCGACUCUGUAUUUCAUCUGUUCCCGAAAAAUGAUAUGCGCCUAUAUGACGAGGCCGAGGUAGCGGCGGUUUCCCCAUGGGCUUUGGAUGUCUUGCUCAAUGCGUACGAGGGUCGACAGGCAGGGGUUGCCUUCCAAUUCUACAAAUGGGUCGUCACAUACCCUUAUGCGGCGACUCUCCAGGAUCAGAUAUUCAAGAGGCAGGUAUUGAGGUACUUCGGUAGUCUCAAGGGAGCAGAGCAGUUCACUAUCCGCUCUCUAGCGGAUUCUACCGCCUCCCAAUGGGUGUAUCCUGGACCUACUGAGGCUUCCUCGCUCCAAUCAUCCACUGCCACUCGGUUGCUUCACGAUGCCGUUGCGCACAAGAUGCCUUUACACCUGGUUUCUCAAGAUCGAAAUUUCCCUUCAAUCUUCUACAAUCCUGGUGAAGCGCUGGCUGGUAUUCGAUUCGCUACCAAAACAGAGGAUCCUGUGCCCGUCGUUGGUCUCGAACGAGUGCAAGCGUGGCUCCAACGAAGUGCUAUUCUUUUGGACCUUCGACCUUCAAUUUCGGGCAAACACUGGCGACUCAUAUUUGUGGUGCCGGACAACAUAGCUACGAGGUUGAUGACACAGUCUUUUAUAGGUGAUACAGCAACUUGGGUAGAUGGUGCCUUAACACAGCGAGACUCGAGCAGCUUGCCAAAAGAUGGCAACGGGGCGAAGGCAUCCUCUAUCGAUGACGGUCCGAAGGGCUCCGACGUGGUUGAUGUCCGGUUGAAGGGCACGGAGGGGACUGUACGAAAGGGGACAGUGUUAGGACAGGAUCAAUCUGGCCAAGCCAUGGAGUUGGAUGAAGCUCGGAGCCGCAGUAGACAAAGGAUCACGGGUGAUCUUGAAUGCGAGUCGUCUUUUACAAGCUUCGCUUAUUCUGACGCCAUGGAGGGUGAGAUCCUCGAUGUGACAGGAAGAUCGGGGGAUAAAAGCCGCAAAUGGGUCAAGCGAGAAAAGUCUCAAGUCGUACAGACGGUGAUUGCGAGGGUUCGAGCCCUAGGCUACAUCAACGUCAUCCGCGUCAAGGCGGAAUGUGUCCAAGAGUGUGGAAUUGCGCCAGAUACUGGAAAGACUCUGCGGGCGAUCCUUCGCACGCUCAAGCCACAGCUUGAGCAAUUCUACUCGAGGAAAUCGCCCGAGCUUGUCAAAGUGCGUGCCGACGGCUAUGGAGGCCCAUAG